This is a messenger RNA of Diabrotica balteata, 486 nucleotides long. NCBI's taxonomy places the organism in Eukaryota, Metazoa, Arthropoda, Insecta, Coleoptera, Chrysomelidae. The record is from the annotation of a GenBank genome assembly.
AUGUUCACCGACGAAGCAACUUUUACCAGACGAGAGGUUUUUAAUUGGCGAAAUAGUGAUUAUUGGGAAGAAGAAAACCCGCAUGCUAUUAAAGCUAGACAUUUUCAGCAUGAGUUUAAAUUGAAUAUUUGGUGUGGCAUUAUAGGCGACCAACUACUAGGGCCUAUGGAUUAUGAUCUAGAAGAUCCUGGUAACGCCCCACAAAAUUAUCAGCAACCACAACCAAAUUAUGGUUAUCCACCACAACAACAAACACCGCAACCAAUAAUCAUGAUGCAACCUCCAACUCAAACCUCUACAUCAGUUACUGUUAAUACCAGUGGUGGUAUUGGUGUGGGCUGUCCAGUUUGCCAUAACAAUUCUUGGACUGGAAGCUACUCCUGUUGCGCCUGGUGCCUGGCAAUUGUGUGCUUUCCCAUCGGUAUAAUAUGCUGCUGCUGCAUGAGAAGGAAGAAAUGCACCAAAUGUGGAUACACUGUUGGAUAA